AUGAUGACUCCGUGCGAAACGGGCGUCCAUCGAAUAUUGAACGACGGGGAAUUUGAUCAAACCUACGAAUGCGCUUGCGAUUAUUUCCAUACCGGACAGCAUUGUGAGAUAGAGGUCCCUUUACCGUGGGCGUUUAUGCUGACGAGCACGAUUCUCACAUUGGUUCUCAUUCUGUCGGUGGCCUACUCGGCGGCGCGAUUUAGCAACAAGAAGAUCUAUUUGUUUCGCGAACGCGAGCGCUUCGUCGAUUUGCUCGAAGACGUGCGAUUGAGCGCGUGCGAUUCGCUGGAAGCGGCGAUGCGCUCGAACGAGUCGACGUCGCCGAUCGCGACGACGACACAAAGCGCCUCGGAGAAUCGCACCAAGACCGACGAGGCGAGUGUGCAGACGAAAGAAUCGAAGACGUCGAAUCGAUAG
Messenger RNA from Caenorhabditis bovis, 417 nucleotides. The record is from the annotation of a GenBank genome assembly. NCBI's taxonomy places the organism in Eukaryota, Metazoa, Nematoda, Chromadorea, Rhabditida, Rhabditidae.